UUCCUUUUUUCUUCGGAUAAUUCUUUGACUAAUGACAAAUUUGUUUGAACAGUCAAUUUCUUAAACAAUUCAAGGGAUCUAACUGCCCGCAAAAUAUCUGACUGCUGCCCGUUGUCGCGCCCUCUUCCCACGCGGACCGUCACCAUCCGCUCCCUCAUCACCCUUUCGCCUCCCGGGUAGCUACAUAUCCAAACACCCAUUCACCAUAAAUGUACAUACAUAAAACUAUGUAGAGCACUUUCUCCGUUGGCCGCCACCCACUACCUCCUCUUUCACGGUGGUGCAUGUUUCAACGGGCAGCCGCGCCACCCACCUAUACACAAUACAUAAUAUCGUAUUUUUAUAUGUAUAGUACAGUUUCUUGAAAAGGAGAAUAAUGGGUCAGGGGCUAAGUUGCCGAAGUAGCGAAGAGCAGGGACUGUUUAGUGCAGUUCAGUUGGGGGAUCUGGAGACCGUAGAGGCAGUUUUACAAAGAGAUUCAACUCUUAUUCAUCGUUCUACAGUGUAUGAUCGCAACUCAGCUUUGCAUAUUGCUGCUGCCAAUGGCCGGAUCGAGGUUCUUUCCUUACUUCUGGACCGAUCUCUCAGUCCGGAUUUGUUAAAUCGACAUAAGCAGACUCCGUUGAUGUUGGCUGCAAUGCAUGGCAAGAUCUCUUGUGUGAGAAAACUAAUUGAAGCUGGUGCAAACAUUUUAAUGUUUGAUUCGCUUAAUGGAAGAACCUGCUUGCACUAUGCUGCUUACUAUGGUCAUUCUGAUUGCCUUCAAGUCAUUCUCUCUGCAGCCCGCAGCUCCCAGGUCGCAGCUUCUUGGGGAUAUUCUCGUUUCGUGAACGUUAGAGAUAGUAAAGGAGCAACACCAUUGCACUUGGCUGCCCGUCGAAGACACCCUGAAUGUGUUCAUAUGUUGUUGGACAGUGGAGCUCUUGUUUGUGCUUCAACUGGUGGAUAUGGCUUUCCUGGCAGUACUCCCCUUCAUUUGGCUGCAAGAAGUGGCUCUCUUGAUUGCAUAAGAGAGUUGCUUGCGUGGGGUGCAGAUCGACUUCAAAGAGAUGCAUCAGGGAGAAUACCAUAUACAGUAGCUUUAAAGUAUCACCAUGGAGCAUGUGCAGCUUUGCUGAAUCCUUCAUCUGCAGAGCCUCUUGUCUGGCCUUCACCUUUGAAGUUCAUAAGUGAACUUAAUCAUGAUGCAAAAGCUCUCUUAGAACGUGCGCUAAUGGAGGCUAAUAUGGAGAGAGAAAAGGCCAUCUUAAAGGGAACAGUUUGCUCAUUGUCGUCUCCAUUAGGUCCCGACUCUGAGACUGAUGACAAUGUAUCUGAGGCAAGUGAGACAGAUCUUUGCUGCAUAUGUUUUGAUCAAAUAUGCACGAUUGAAGUUCAAGAAUGCGGCCACCGGAUGUGCGCACAAUGCACGCUUGCCUUGUGCUGCCAUAACAAGCCCAACCCAACAACUGCUUCCCGUUCUAUUCCAAUUUGCCCAUUUUGCAGGAGUGACAUUGUUAAAUUAGUUGUUGCUAAGCAUAAAACUGAAAACGACAGAGAUCGUGAUAUCAACUCCACAAAGCCUCGAAAAUCUUGGAGGUCCCGGAACUCAAGUGAAGGAAGUAGCAGCUUUAAAGGUUUAUCAGCAGUGGGCUCGUUUCGGAAAAUGGGCCGUGGCUCCAUCUCGGGGAGGAUUCUGGCUGAGAAUGAAUGGCUUGAUAAGCCAUUGAGCCUUGAUAUGUAGCAUGGAUUUUUGUAUUGAGAAUUUCAACUGGCAAUGAAUCAUUCGGAGUCUGAGGUCCUACCGGCAAUCAAGAGCUUCUUGGAGAAAAAAUCAAGCAUUUCUACACUUUUUUCUGUAGAUUUGGAGAAUAAGCAACUGAUAUUUGCAGGUUUGGGUUUGUGAAAUUUGAGUGUUAACAGGUCAACUUGUGGACUGUAGUAGUAAUAUAGUUCCACUUGAAGAAAGAGUGGCGCUUUCAGUGUUUAGUUAUUGAGAAAUUCAUUUCAAUCUUGAAAUAAAGAAUCAUUCCUUUCCUGAUAUUCUGUAGUACUUCAAACCUUCCAAGUGAUGUAGAAUGCAAAUACAGCCUUAGUGUUUUC
Molecule: messenger RNA, 2082 nt
Organism: Sesamum indicum (sesame)
Lineage: Eukaryota; Viridiplantae; Streptophyta; Magnoliopsida; Lamiales; Pedaliaceae
Product: putative E3 ubiquitin-protein ligase XBAT31
Molecular function (GO): protein binding
Source: RefSeq, a predicted model, not a curated record